CCCCUCCGGCAAGGUGGAUUUCGGCAGUAAAAGACCUGUGUUGGUUCUUCAGAAUGACUCUCUCUACUCUCAGAGACGUCCAUACACCAGUGAAGAUGAGGCCUGGAAAACCUUUCUUGAAAAUCCCCUUACAGCAGCUACCAAAGCUAUGAUGAGCAUCAAUGGUGAUGAAGACAGUGCAGCUGCCCUCGGACUGCUGUAUGAUUACUACAAGGUUCCAAGGGAGAGAAGAUCUUCAACAGCUAAACCAGAGGUAGAACAUCCUGACCAAGACCAUAGCAAAAGGAACAGCAUCCCAAAUGUAACAGAACAGUCACUGAUUUCUGCUGGAGAAAAUAGAGUUCAGGUUCUGAAAAAUGUGCCUUUCAAUAUUGUCCUUCCACACACACCCCAGAUGGGCAUGGACAAGCGAGGCCACCUUACAACCCCUGACACAACGGUCACCGUUUCAAUUGCCACAAUGCCCACCCAUUCCAUCAAAACGGAGACCCAGCCCCAUGGCUUUGCAGUGGGCAUCCCACCAAGUGUCUACCAUCCUGAGCCCCCCGAGCGGGUGGUGGUCUUCGACAGGAACCUCAACCCCGACCAGUUCAGUUCCAACACCCAGCCUCAAAACUCCCAGAGGAGAACACCAGACUCCACCUUCUCGGAAACUUUCAAGGAGGGCGUGCAAGAGGUUUUCUUUCCUACUGAACUGAAUCUCCGGAUGGCCAACAUGAAUUCAGAAGAUUAUGUUUUUGACAGCAUUUCUGGGAAUAAUUUUGAAUACACUCUGGAAGCUUCUAAAUCCCUCCGACAGAAACCUGGGGACAGCACGAUGACUUACCUGAAUAAAGGUCAAUUUUACCCGAUCACACUGAAAGAAGUCAGCAGCAGUGAAGGAAUCCAUCACCCCAUCAGUAAAGUCAGAAGUGUUAUCAUGGUUGUGUUUGCUGAAGACAAAACAAGGGAAGAUCAGCUCAGGCACUGGAAAUACUGGCACUCAAGACAGCACACGGCCAAACAAAGAUGCAUUGACAUAGCUGACUACAAGGAGAGCUUCAACACCAUCAGUAACAUUGAGGAGAUCGCAUACAAUGCCAUAUCCUUCACGUGGGACAUCAACGAGGAAGCAAAGGUUUUCAUUUCUGUGAACUGCCUCAGCACGGAUUUCUCCUCUCAGAAGGGAGUUAAAGGCCUGCCUCUGAAUCUUCAGAUCGACACUUAUAGCUACAAUAACAGGAGUAACAAACCUGUCCACAGAGCCUACUGCCAGAUUAAAGUCUUCUGUGACAAGGGAGCAGAGAGGAAGAUCAGGGAUGAAGAACGAAAGCAAAGCAAAAGAAAAGGCAAAUGCAGUGACCCCAGCUCUCAGUUGAAUGCCUUUUCUGAUGUCAAAGUGCCAAUGCUUCCCUCACACAAACGGACGGACAUCACCAUCUUCAAGCCCUUCAUGGAUCUCGACACUCAGCCAGUCCUUUUCAUUCCUGAUGUUCACUUUGCAAAUCUUCAGCGUGGUGCUCACGUCCUUCCUGUUGCUUCAGAAGAACUGGAGGGUGAAAGUUCCAGCCUGAAGAGAGGAGCCUAUAUCGGUGAAGAGGACUUUAUUGCCACUCCAAAUAAAAUGGCCAGAAUAGAAGAGCCAAAAAGAGUGUUGCUGUAUGUCCGAAAAGAGUCAGAGGAAGUCUUUGAUGCACUAAUGUUAAAGACACCAUCCCUGAAAGGUCUAAUGGAAGCGAUAUCUGACAAGUAUGAUGUUCCUUUUGAUAAAAUAGGAAAAAUCUUCAAAAAAUGUAAAAAAGGAAUUCUGGUCAACAUGGAUGAUAACAUUGUGAAACACUAUUCUAAUGAAGAUACCUUCCAGUUGCAGAUUGAAGAAGUUGGAGGAUCUUACAAGCUCACUCUCACUGAGAUCUAA
Messenger RNA from Athene cunicularia (burrowing owl), 1897 nucleotides. RefSeq names its product grainyhead like transcription factor 1 (gene GRHL1). The record is from RefSeq and is a predicted model, not a curated record. Gene Ontology annotation, molecular function: DNA-binding transcription activator activity, RNA polymerase II-specific; RNA polymerase II cis-regulatory region sequence-specific DNA binding. NCBI's taxonomy places the organism in Eukaryota, Metazoa, Chordata, Aves, Strigiformes, Strigidae. The transcript is spliced from 16 exons. Gene Ontology annotation, cellular component: nucleus. Gene Ontology annotation, biological process: regulation of transcription by RNA polymerase II. The coding region runs from base 149 to 1897 and encodes 582 amino acids.